Molecule: messenger RNA, 1707 nt
Organism: Capra hircus (goat)
Lineage: Eukaryota; Metazoa; Chordata; Mammalia; Artiodactyla; Bovidae
Product: cytosolic 5'-nucleotidase 1B
Exons: 9
Coding region: 37-1707 (556 amino acids)
Biological process (GO): adenosine metabolic process; nucleotide metabolic process
Cellular component (GO): cytoplasm; cytosol
Molecular function (GO): nucleotide binding; magnesium ion binding; 5'-nucleotidase activity
Source: RefSeq, a predicted model, not a curated record
CUACAUAACAACAAAAGAAUAUCAGUAGUUAGAGAAAUGAGUCAGACAUCUCUGAAACAGAAAAAGAAGAAUGAGACUGGAUCGAGGUACUCAAAAGACAGCCUAGAAGGAGACAAAUCUAGAAAGGAUUCUGAGAAAUCAGUUCGUCUGACCACUCAGGGAUCACAAGAAUUAACUUUGCCGAAGUCAGACUCUCGAGGGUACGUAGUGCGAAAUCAGUGGUCUCGAACGUCACGGAGCCCAUCCACCAGACCUCCAUCAGCAGAGGAGUCCAGAAGCAAGAACACCAGUCUUAAGCUCCCCAGUAGCUCCACGACCUCCCGGACUUCAUCCACCUCUCCUAGCCAUCGAGAGGAGUCGCCGAAGCAGCUGUCGGCACAGCCCUCGCCACCCACGCAAAACAUGCCGCUCGACUCACGGUCUUCCAUGUCCCCGGAGGCCCAGCUGCAGACCACGUCCCGGCGCACCACCAAGACUGAGAAUCCUGACACCUGGUCUCACAGCACUGGGCGGGAGAUGCGCGAGAGCCGGGAUAAGAGAGAGUCCCGGGACUCGCGCGACUCCAGGGACACGCACCAGCGGGAAUACUCGCGCACGCCUCCCUCCGAAUGGAAAUCCUAUACUCAGCGCAGGAUGCUCUACCCCUCUCAGAUGGACCACGACUGUGUGUCCGACCUGGCCAGAAAACGAGAGGAAGAGGAGGACGAGGACGAGGCCUACUGGGCGUCUGUGAGAACACUGUACGAGAAGACACCCAACUGCUCGCGCCCCAGGCCGCCCAAACCGAAGCAUGCCAUCACCGUUGCUGUGUCAUCCGGGGCACUCUUCAACAUGAUGGACAGCAGGAAAAUCUAUGAUGAAGAGGGUCUGGAGAAAUACAUGGAGUAUCAGCUUACCAACGAGAAUGUCGUCUUGACCCCAGGGCCGGCCUUCCGCUUUGUCAAGGCACUGCAGCAUGUCAACUGUAGACUCCGUGAGCUGUAUCCUGACGAACAGGACUUAUUUGAUAUUGUACUGAUGACUAAUAACCAUGCCCAAGUGGGAGUGCGGCUUAUAAACAGCGUCAAUCACUACGGAUUACUAAUUGACCGCUUCUGUCUAACUGGAGGAAAAAGCCCCAUUGGCUAUUUGAAGGCAUAUCUUACCAACUUGUAUGUUUCUGCGGAUUCUGAAAAAGUACUAGAAGCAAUACAAGAAGGGAUCGCCUCUGCAACAAUGUAUGACAGCGCCAAGGACGUGGCUUACUGUGACACACAGCUCCGUGUGGUCUUUGAUGGGGACGCCGUCCUCUUUUGUGAGGAGCCUGAACAUGGUACCAAGGAUCAUGGGCCGGACAAAUGCUUCCAACACGAAGCCGUAGCAGACAAUAAGCCUCUUGGUCAGGGUCCCUUGAAAGGCUUUAUGGAAGAUUUAGGCAGACUGCAAAAGAAGUUUUAUGCCAAAGACGAACGGUUAUGUUGCCCUAUCCGGACCUACCUGGUUACAGCCAGGAGUGCAGCGAGUUCAGGCGCCCGCGUGCUGAAAACCCUUCGCCGCUGGGGUCUAGAGAUAGACGAAGCUCUUUUCCUUGCUGGAGCCCCCAAAGGUCCCAUUUUGGCAAAGAUAAGGCCCCAUCUCUUCUUUGAUGAUCACAUGUUCCACAUUGAAGGGGCGCAGAAAUAUGGCACCACCACAGCUCAUGUACCUUAUGGAAUUAGUCAAAAGUGA